AUGGUAAAUGCCAGAAUCCGCAAGACAGUCCGAGCAACAAAUGCUACGGUUGGUUACAUUGGUCCUGAAACAGAUUUCAAUUACGAUCACCAGCAUCUUGGCACGGGCCCAAACACACUAGUUGAAAUUGCUGAAGGUCGUCACGCCUUUAGCUCUGCCAUAUCAAAUGCCAAAAACCCAGUUAUUAUUGUUGGUGCUGGGCUUUUUGAGAGGGACGAUAAAGAUGCCAUUUUCUCUGCUGUUGAAACAAUUGCGAAAAAUGGGAAUGUCAUUAGACCUGACUGGAAUGGGCUAAACGUAUUACUUCUGAAUGCUGCUCAAGCUGCGGCCCUUGAUCUUGGACUUGUGCCCGAGUCCAGCAACUGUCUUGAGACUGCAAAGUUUGUGUACCUCAUGGGCGCUGAUGAUGUCAACUUGGACAAGGUUCCCAACGAUGCCUUUGUUGUUUAUCAGGGCCAUCAUGGUGACAGUGGCGUGUAUCGUGCCAAUGUCAUUCUCCCAGCUGCGGCAUUUAGUGAGAAGGAGGGCACGUACGAAAAUACAGAAGGUUGCUCUCAACAAACACUCCCUGCAGUUCCAACUGUUGGUGAUGCCAGGGAUGAUUGGAAGAUAAUUCGGGCACUGUCUGAGGUGGCCGGAAUGAGAUUGCCAUAUGAUACAGUUGGAGCCAUCCGAUCUCGGAUCAGGACGGUGGCACCAAACCUCCUGCAUAUGGACGAGCGAGAGCCAGCUACAUUUGGGCCUUCGUUGAAACCCAAAUGCACCCAAAAGAUGAGUUCGACCCCAUUCAGUAGCGCAAUUGAGAAUUUCUACAUGACUGAUGCUAUAACUAGAGCAUCAAAAAUAAUGGCCCAAUGCAGUGCAAUGCUACUGAAGAAGUGA
Messenger RNA from Pistacia vera, 882 nucleotides. Its product is annotated as NADH dehydrogenase [ubiquinone] iron-sulfur protein 1, mitochondrial-like. Gene Ontology annotation, molecular function: oxidoreductase activity, acting on NAD(P)H; iron-sulfur cluster binding. The transcript has a single exon. NCBI's taxonomy places the organism in Eukaryota, Viridiplantae, Streptophyta, Magnoliopsida, Sapindales, Anacardiaceae. The coding region runs from base 1 to 882 and encodes 293 amino acids. The record is from RefSeq and is a predicted model, not a curated record.